AUGGAUAGGAAGAGGAAGAACCCUAAUGAUUUUUUCUCUCACGUUCCUUUCGAAGCCAGUGGUGAUUCUGAAGCUGAUUCUGAUCCUAACAUGGAUUGUGAAAAAGCUAAAUCAUCAUUGUGUGAUGAUGAUAAUGACGAUGCUUUAUCUUGCUGUGGUGGAUCUGCGGUUGAUGAACUCAUCAAUGUUGAACAUGAGUGUGAUGACGAUGAUGGUGAGGAUAAUGAGAAGAGAAAAGAUGAAGAGGAGGAGAAAGAUGUUGUUUAUGGAAAAUCAUAUUGUGCAGAAGAUGAUGACGAUGAUGAAGUGCAUGGUCGAUGGUUUCGGAAGAAGAAAGGGUGUUUGUCUUUUGAUUUAGGUGGAGACUCGGUGGAUGAGAAUGAAAAGAACAGGAGGUUUUGGGAAGCUUGUAUGGCGUCUUGA
Lathyrus oleraceus (garden pea) is the source of this 423-nucleotide messenger RNA. RefSeq lists its product as uncharacterized. The transcript has a single exon. The coding region runs from base 1 to 423 and encodes 140 amino acids. NCBI's taxonomy places the organism in Eukaryota, Viridiplantae, Streptophyta, Magnoliopsida, Fabales, Fabaceae. The record is from RefSeq and is a predicted model, not a curated record.